This is a messenger RNA of Leishmania mexicana MHOM/GT/2001/U1103, 2028 nucleotides long. RefSeq lists its product as hypothetical. The coding region runs from base 1 to 2028 and encodes 675 amino acids. The transcript has a single exon. The record is from RefSeq and is a predicted model, not a curated record. Gene Ontology annotation, molecular function: protein binding. Lineage: Eukaryota; Euglenozoa; Kinetoplastea; Trypanosomatida; Trypanosomatidae.
AUGGCGAGUGUCAUAGAGGUGGACUUUGUGCUCGUGCGCGGGCCUUUGUCGCUGGACCAGCGCAUGCGCGUCACACUUCCGAGUAACGGCACACCCGUGACGGUGGGUCGCGCCCCGCACUGCGCGGUGCUACUUGAUCCGUCUCUGCUCUUCUCCUCCCAGGUGCAGUGCAGCCUCUUCGCCAUGCAGUUGAAGAGCGUGGCCACAGCACCGUCAACGUCAACCACAACCACUGCCACCGACGCCCCGAUGACGGCCGACGCCAGCUCCACGCCUAACCAUGCCUGUGCUGGUGGCACAGCACCGUACUGCGAGGACACACCCAUCGACGCAGCCGACACGUUAAGCACCCCGCUCCAUCAGGCUACCCUCCGUGAUGGCGAGCACGCCGGCCGCACCCCUCGAGUGUACAUAACGGACAUGUGCAGCUCGAACGGGACCUUCGUGAACGGCAUUCGCAUUGGCGGCACCGACCCGACCGAGCUGAAUCACGGCGACGUGUGCAUCUUUGGUGGCAUGCGUGACGUGGAGGUGGGCGAGGCUCUUCCGCCAGACGCCUACGACGGCCCUGAGCUAGUGCAGUGGCGCGUGGACUUGCGCCUGUCGGCGGAGCGGCCGCUGGAGACGUUCGAAUACACAUCCACACCGCUGGUACUGCCGGCGAGGGGUGUGCUAGAGGUGGAGGAGCGUGCGCUGUUGGACACGGCCCAGCGCUCACUUGCGAAGCCGAUGCGGCCGUCAAUGCUCACGCCAGCCUCGGCGACGCCAGCGGCUGCUACCGUGGCGGUGGUGGCAGCCCAGCGUUCCCUUGACCUAGCGGUGGAGGACUCAGCUGGUCAUUUCUUGACUGCCUUCGACGCCCGAUGCGACACGUCCCCUCGCGGCGUACCGCAGCAGCUAUUCACCUCGCCGAUCUCCCAUGAAAAGGACGCGACGCGAGAGGCGACGGUGGAAGAAGUGGAGGAGGCGCAGCAGCCUUGUAGCAGCGGUCGGCGCAGCGUGUCCCUAGUCGCUUCGCAGGACGCACAGGUGACUUCCAUGGAGGCGGCAGAGGAGACGAACGGUGUGGAAGACACAGCCGACGGUGCUCGCACGCCUUUGGUUGAUCCCGUCGCCAUAGCUGUCCCUGCUGAUCCACCCGCUGCACUCGUGUACGACGCAGUGCGGCUUGGCAACGUCAGCUACGACGCACGUGGGGUGGCGAGGGAGGAGCGCGACCUGGAGGCGGACGCGAAUGCUGACGUCGACGGGGACGUUGAGUCGGCCACACCGAGCGCCAAGCGACGCCGCCGCGACUCGCCGGCAUCGGCAACUCCGCAGAAGGAAAAGCGGGUACGCCACGAGGAUGCCGCUGUCGUCGUGCCGACCCAGCUCACGUUCACGCUGAUGCACAUUAGGUGGACGAUGCCGAACCCCAACGAGAUGUGGUCGCGUCUUCAGCAGUCACCGUCGGACAAGGCCGCCGCUCCUGCUGCUGCACCCCACGACAGCGGUGCGAGUGGCAGAGCGACGAGGCCUUUCUAUGUCAUGCUUCCUGUGACGUCUCUGGCAACGGUCGUUGUCUGCCCGGAGCGACUGGGCAUCGCUGUAGAGCUGAAGGACGGGUGCCAGCUGCCCCUUGUGGACGCCGCGGUGCUGAGCGGAACGGCGGAGAGCCGGUGGGUGGUGUGGGAGUUGUCGCAGCGGAUAGAAGCUGCGCCGGCUCCCGCCAAUGAAGCCCAAAGCAGCGGUCGCGGCCGCUCUAAAGUGGCAAAGGGCAACGCACGCAAGGCCUGCAGGAGGAUGGAGAAGACUACCUCUGUAGCAGCGCAGCCGACCCAUACUGCGGCUGUUGAUGUGGUAGAGAAGUCGCCGCUAACGCCCGCCGCGCGCUUCGAGGCGUGGCUCAUGCACUUUAAGCUGUACUACGCAGCGCAGAAGGUGCCAGCGCCGGUUGCUGUGGAUAGCGCUGCCUUCGACGUGAUCUUAUCCCCUUCUCUUGGUGGACCCGCCAGCGUCGUCUCCGCUUCAGCAGCAGCAACGAGAUAG